AUGAAAUUCAACAAAAGAUGCCUGACUGCGUUUUCUGAUGAAAGCCCAUUCAUGGCGAUGGGAACGAAGAGCAAGCUGUUUGAUACAUCGUUUUCGUUGACAUCUGAGCUGUUUCUAUAUGACUACAGCCUUGGCGUACAGUAUCCAUCGCUACAAACAGAUAACAAGUUUUAUAGACUGAAGUGGUGUGAGGGUAAAGGGCACAGUGUUUUGGCAACAGGGAAUGAGGAAGGAAAGGUGACGUUGUAUGCGGCUGUUCCUGAGAAGGAAGCCUCUUUUGAGAUGCUUUCGAGCUGCAAUGUUUUGGAAGGAAGUGUUCUUGGGCUUGACUUCAAUCUGUCGAAGGAGGUGCUUGCAGCGGGGUCGUCGAAUGGGAAGAUCAUAUUUUGGAAUCUGAACAAGCUUGAUAGCCAGUACACAAGCGACAUAUCGAUUUCGUCCAACAUUACGUGUCUUGCAUGGAACAAGAAGGUGUCGAGGAUUCUGUGUGCUGGGACAGACGAUGGAAAGAUACUUAUUUUGGACAUAAGGGCGAAGAAUGUGGCGAUGACACUUGGGGGGGAGGGAAUAAGCAUGGUGAAUGAUGUUAUGUGGCAUCCCAGUGGAUCUACAUCUGUGAUUGCUGCUACGGACAAGAAAGCACUGCAGUGCUUCAACCUGAGUUCGGACAGCAUGUCUGAGAUAGGAGAGCACGAGAACGGAAUGAUUGGGCUGUCUACUAUUGACGAGUUGCACAUUGCAGCGGCGUCAAAGGAGAAGAUAAGCAUAAUUGAGAUGUCUGAGAACAGGGUGGUUGAUACGAUUGAUGUUGAUGGGGUGAUUGAGAUGAGCUUUUCGAGGAAAGAUCCGCUGAUGGCGUUUUCGUAUGCAUCUGGAACCACUGAGAUAGUUCCUAGGGUAAGCAUGAAUGUGAUUUCACGGUAUUCUUCGUGUAUUAUUGGAGACAAAGUGAUUGCAAAAGAAAAGUAUGUGAUUGAAGACGAGUGCCUGGAAGAAGUGGAGGAGGAUGAGCUUCAUAUGAAAGUCAAGGAGUUGUUAUACAAGGAUGGCAAAUAUGAACUAAACAGAGAAGAGCUGGGUGAGCUUCUACUGGAGGAGUGCAUGAGAACGAAUAAAGAAUGCUCUGAAGACGAGGAGGAUUUGAAUAAGGGUAUUGAAGGGCUGAAGCUUGAUGCAAAACUUGAUCUUUGCGAUCCGCUGACGCUGUCUCUUAUUAGAGGGGACAUGGAGGAGGCGUAUGAAAAUGCAAUAAAAAGCAAAAAGAAAGUUUCGUUAUCGCUUUUGCUUGCAUUAGCAAAGGAUAAGGACGAGUUUCCUGAGUGCCUGGAUGGCUUUGAUGAUAUGCUGAUUUUGCUUUCUGUUACACAGAUAAGUUCUGUGUUUUCGAAGCUUUUGGAGAAGAUAUCUGCGGACCAAUGGAUGGUUUUUCUCGCAACGAUCAGCUUUUCGCUGCUGAGUGAUGAGGAGUUUGUUAAGAAUGCACUGAAGAUGGCAGAGAAGCUAGAGGAUAGGCAAAAGCUAUGUGUGUAUGCAAUUACGAAUGAUCUUGAGAAGUAUUUUGAGCUGAAGUCGUCCAUGUACAAGAAGCCAACAAGUGUGUAUGAAGUGCGAGAAUUUUUCCAGGAGUAUAAGGGAUUGGUCUGUGAUUUAGAGCUGAUGGGAGGAGCAUACAAGGAUCAGAUAAUUAAUGAAUAUUUCUGGUAUGGAAUGGCGCAUGGAGAAAAGCCGCCUGCUAUUAAGUAUGAGGAUGUGGGGAUAAACACGUACCUUGGGAAUUUGAAGAGCCACGGUGUUGUUGACAGAAAUGUACCUGAGAGCGAGGAUAUUUAUGAUGUGAAAGAGAUGCACAAGCCUGCCAUUCCUAAACAGGAGCAACAGAAGAUAGAAGAGCCAUUGAAAGGGAUUGCUUCUCCAAAGCAUGCUAAUACGGGAAUGUAUGGAAUGCCUCUGAAGCUUGGAGAAAAGGAUUUUCAUGCGCAGCAUGAUGCAAAAAGAGGGUCUGUGAAUACAGAAGUAUCUACAAGUAAGGUGAAUAAAAUCAUGCCACCGAUGCCUGCGAUUGGAAGCAUUCCACAGAGGCCACCGGUAUCUUCAACGCCAAGUUUAGGAAAAGUGGGUAAGUCGCCUACUCUGCAGAUGCCACAGUCUCGGACAAGCAUUCCAAGACCUGGAUAUGGCACUUCAGGGUCGUCAGGAUACGCAAAUACAUCUGAGGAGAUAAUGUCAAAGCUGUAUGCAUCGAUUAUGAAUUCAUCGUCUGAGCAUUUAAAUAAGUCACCAUCGAUGCCUGUGUAUGGAUCGAUGUCCCAAGGAGUAAGAAGCCCGAUUAUUGGGAAGGGAACACCGCCAAAGAUGGGGAUACCUAAGCCUGGAAUGAUCUCAAGCCCGAUGAUGAGUAAUCGGGAGAGUUUUUUGAAACCUGGAGAAACAAGCAUGAAAGGAAUGGGUGGCUCUGUUUUGAGGUCGCCAUCGCCUCAGAUGGGUCAGCAAAAUGUGAAUGAUGCAGCAAAGGAAGCAGAUCUGGAUUCUGAGAAGAUUCUUACUGAGUUUGAGUCUUUGAUAGCAGGAUUGACGGAGAAAGCAUCUGAGAAAGCGAAUUUGAUAAUCAAAAGCAAGCUGAAGGAUAUAUCCAAGAAGUUUGCAUUGUAUAAGAGCGUGCCUAGGAAUACUUUUGGAGCGAAGGUGUUGAGAGGAUUGAACGGGAUAAACAUGGAGAUGAAGAAGAAUGCAAGUACUGAGGAGAUGAAGCAGAAUGUGCAGAAGAUUGUUUGUGAAUGUGCAGAAAGUGGAGAGAACAUGGCAGAAAUAUGGAUGCCAUGUGUGUAUACACUGUUGCAGAUUGUUUAUCAUUGA
Ordospora pajunii is the source of this 2853-nucleotide messenger RNA. RefSeq lists its product as uncharacterized. Gene Ontology annotation, cellular component: endoplasmic reticulum exit site; COPII vesicle coat. Gene Ontology annotation, molecular function: protein binding; structural molecule activity. The coding region runs from base 1 to 2853 and encodes 950 amino acids. Lineage: Eukaryota; Fungi; Microsporidia; Ordosporidae. The transcript has a single exon. The record is from RefSeq and is a predicted model, not a curated record. Gene Ontology annotation, biological process: COPII-coated vesicle cargo loading; intracellular protein transport; endoplasmic reticulum organization.